UCUACAAAGUACCUACCUAGGUAAUUCACGAGCCAGCUAGGUACAUACAUACUCCAAUCUGAGAUCGAGAUCUCAUCAUGCUUGGUGAUUUCCACAACUGAGGCUUACCCUUUAUAAGAUAUUACGAAAUUACAACCCUUCACCAUGAGCAAUCUUCAUGCGCCUACUGUCCCCUCGGGACCGACUUCUGCCCCUGUCACCAACGGCAGUGCUGCCCAUCUAUCCUUUGCUGAGCUCCAGCGCAAGAAGGAUGCUAUCGAGGGGGAGCUCAAGGCGCUCAGCGGAGUGCUUGAUUCGCACGGCGUUGACAUGAACACAAACCUCCUUACUCCCGAUGGCUUUCCCAGAUCAGAUAUCGAUGUUGCGCAAAUCCGCACAACAAGGUCGCGCAUCAUCCAUCUUCGCAACGACUACAAGGAGCUGAUGGCCUUGAUCGAGAAGCGUCUGCAUGAGCAUUUCGCCAGCAUCCAGGACGACGACGAAGAGUCAACACCUGUUCCCACGGAUCAAUCCGCACCGCUGCCAGACUCGGUACCCGAAGUCCUGGAGCAGCCAUUUGCCAAAGUCAACAGUGUCGUUGAUAACAGUCCGGCGGCCACAGCAGGUCUCAAGGCCGGUGAUCUGAUUCGCAGCUUUGGUUAUGUCAACCGGUCCAACCAUGACAGCCUAAGGAAGGUCGCAGAGUGUGUUCAGGGUAAUGAAGGGCAAAAUAUCCUCGUCAAGGUCUCUCGGAGCACGGCAGGGACACGAACCCAAGAGCUUCGGCUAACGUUGACUCCUCGCCGCGACUGGGGCGGUAGAGGUAUGCUUGGAUGCCAUAUCUUGCCACUAUGAAAAGGCAACCGGGGCGAGAUGAUGGCCUGGAACUAGGCAGAAGAAGAUUGUGAUACAAGAGUAGCGUCAUUGGGCACCAAAUCCGCUCAGAUAUGUUAGGGAAGAAUCAGGAUGCGCCAUUGCCGCCUGGAAAUGAGGCCUCUUUGGGAAUUUGCUUUGUAAUGAAGGAAACGACGGAUCUGAGACUGACUGGCAUUCGAAAGAUGAACCAAAAAGCCAAGACGCCAGGGGGUUCUCCCUCACCGUAGUAACGAGGCCAGAACCAAAACAAAACAAACGAGCUUGAACGAGCAAACCUGAUGACAAAAUGGAAAAAGAGAUAGAUGGAUAAGGUCGAUGCCAUGAGAGUGCGCAUUCACUGUAGCCCAACGCUUGAAACCUCUGGUAGGUUCAGUUCUUUGUUCCCGACACGCGACUGUCAGCACGUCAGCACGUCAGGAGCAGAAAAUAAGACACGAACGGACGGCAUUGCGGCAAGACGGAGUGAAUGGCAG
Messenger RNA from Neurospora crassa OR74A, 1328 nucleotides. RefSeq names its product 26S proteasome non-ATPase regulatory subunit 9. Gene Ontology annotation, molecular function: protein binding. Gene Ontology annotation, biological process: proteasome regulatory particle assembly. The coding region runs from base 145 to 834 and encodes 229 amino acids. The transcript is spliced from 3 exons. The record is from RefSeq and is a predicted model, not a curated record. Gene Ontology annotation, cellular component: nucleus; cytoplasm. NCBI's taxonomy places the organism in Eukaryota, Fungi, Ascomycota, Sordariomycetes, Sordariales, Sordariaceae.